Brettanomyces bruxellensis is the source of this 1212-nucleotide messenger RNA. RefSeq lists its product as uncharacterized. The record is from RefSeq and is a predicted model, not a curated record. Bases 1 to 1212 code for a protein of 403 amino acids. The transcript has a single exon. Lineage: Eukaryota; Fungi; Ascomycota; Pichiomycetes; Pichiales; Pichiaceae.
AUGCAGAAGGUAGAUCAUUCAGUGUCUACAAAAACUUCAGAAGAUGUUAUAGCGGAGAAAAUUCUGAAAAGGGUGCGAAUCGCCAAGUUGACAAGACAGUUAAAGUCGCGUUUGUUCAAGGCGGGAUUAAAGGUCAGAGUGAGUCAAGGGAAAUUGGCACCUGAAUCAGUUGAUGCUGUUUUAGCGCCAGAAUUAAGCUCUUCACCAUUAAAGGGGCCUCCACCUGAAAUAUCACACCAAUCGGCACGAAAAAGGAAUGUCCCAGUUAAGCUCUCCGAAGCUGCAAGUCUUCCUAUUACACCCGUGAAGAGGCAUUCCAAAAGUGAGAGUAAAGAAGACAGAGAACUAUCGUACUCAUCUCCAACUAAGAAGUCACGUUCGAAUGCCAACAUUCCGUCGUCACCUUUUUAUGUUACAAGCAGUCCUUCAGCGUCAAAUGAUGUGGUUACGCGGACUAGCAUGUUGUCAAAUCUGCAGAAUUCGACGGAGACUUCCACAGUGCAGAACUCUUCCGUCCCCCAGACACCACCUCCUAAUAAAUUUGCCUCCCUAAAUACAACUCCUUCUAUAAAAACGCCAAGUGGAAUCAAGCAUGGUUUGUCCUAUCAUGGUAAUAAGCGAGCCUCCGCACCUUCGAAUGUGGCUGGUAUUUUAUCAACCCCCAAGGCGUCUGUUAUAAAUAAGACGAAGGAUUUCACUACUCCCACCUCAAAAUUUAUCAAUGACAAUGAAGAAGGUGCUGAUUUGUUGUUAUACUUGUCUAACUCUCCUGCAAGAACAACUACAUCGAAUAAAGACAGUAAGGAGUAUAAUUCCUACAUAAAUAUACCUUCAACGCCAAAAGCAUCUACAUCGGCAUUGCAAUUUUCGAGCACACCAACAUUUAACCUCGAAUCUACCCCACCAAGGAGUGUAAAUAUUCUUCCGAUUCCAUACUCGACACCCUCGGCCGUGCUGUCAUCGCAAUCACGUCUUGAAAAUUCCAAUCCUGCGAUGUUACCAUUGUUGGGAACUCCAAAUGGAACAUCAAAAUUUCAUUCACCAGCAACGCCGAACAAUAAACUCGCAAUGGGUGCUAAUAAUAAGACGCCAGCAUUCAGCAUGAGUGAUUAUGUUAACAUAUUUACUCCAUCUCCUCGUUAUUCAAAAACACCCGAAAUAGGGCAUGGUUUUCCCAAACCAGCUUCGUCUACAAAGGAUGCUUCAAAGUGA